AGUCUUUAAGAAGUCCAGCCCCAACUCCAAGCUCACAGUUUAUCUAGGGAAGCGAGACUUUGUUGAUCACUUGAACUACGUAGAUCCAGUAGACGGAGUCCUCCUUCUAGACCCGCAGUAUCUGAAAGAUCGAAAAGUGUUUGUGACUCUGACCUGUGCAUUUCGUUAUGGUCGGGAGGACCUGGACGUCCUGGGCCUUUCCUUCCGGAAAGAUCUGUAUGUCAGCACAGUCAAGGCGUUCCCUCCUCUGCAGGAGGAAAAGAAGCAUCUGAGCCGCCUGCAGGAGAGGCUGCUGAAGAAGCUGGGUCAGAAUGCCUACCCCUUCAACUUCACUAUCCCCCAGAACCUGCCUUGCUCAGUGACCCUCCAGCCAGGCCCAGAGGACACUGGGAAGGCAUGUGGUGUGGACUAUGAGCUUCGAGCAUUCUGUGCCAAGACUGUGGAGGAGAAGAUCCACCAAAGGUUCAACACUUUCAGACACCUGAGACUACAACCAAACUCUCACUCCUAGAGUGUGGUUCUCUUAAUAGGCCUUUUCAGGGAACCAGCUCUAUUCCCAUUCAAGCACUUGGUUUUGAACUGUUUUGAGCAGUUCAACCAAAAAUAAAUUGGUCCAGAACCUGAAAAGUGCAGUAGCAGGUUUUUUCUUGGGAACCAAAGUGAGCAUGUCAUAUUCUACAGUUUGUUGUGCAUUGUGCAAAGUCCUCUGUUGAUGAUGAAUCUGAUUAUACUGGUUUUGCUCAAAACUGGUAGAAAUGCAUGCUGAAUCUUGAAUGGAAGUAGUUCGAAAAUCCAAACUAAUUUGGUGAAAAAAGGGAGCUCAGAAACACUAGAGACCCAACACUGAGCAUGUUUUUUCCAUUUGCAUGACAUACUUUGAAACCAGCUGCCAAUAGCUGAUAUUUUGCAACAAUUUGGAAUGCCCAGUUCUCUUUUAUCCCUUUCUACCAACACAAACUCAGUGCUAGUUCUGGGCUACUGCUAGUGUUGGUUCAGAGUUGGUUCAACCUUAUAAGUCCCAGGUUGCUUUUCCACGGGCCACAUCAUUACAUCACUGUACAUUUCCAAUGUUAGCUAUUGUUACCAAGGUAAAUAGUAGCUUGCUAAACAGUAAAUAAAUUCAUAGCUGGUUGGCCACAAGGUACCCCCAGCCCCUGUUGCGAGUGGUUCUUGUUUCUAGACCACUUGACUAGACUGUUGACUCUAUAUAUGGACAGAGCUUCUGGGUCUGAAAAGUGAAGCCAACCCUGAAGUGUCUUAAACCUGCAUUCUAUGUAAAUUCCAGCAGGUGGCCGCACGAUUGGCUGCAAUAACACAGCGAUCCCAUUCACUUGAAUGAAAAUCGACUUGAGACUUCCUUUAUGAGCUCAGUAAACAGUUUCCUGGUGAGUUUAGG
Molecule: messenger RNA, 1396 nt
Organism: Morone saxatilis (striped sea-bass)
Lineage: Eukaryota; Metazoa; Chordata; Actinopteri; Moronidae
Product: arrestin red cell-like
Biological process (GO): G protein-coupled receptor internalization; positive regulation of ERK1 and ERK2 cascade; signal transduction
Cellular component (GO): cytoplasm
Molecular function (GO): angiotensin receptor binding
Source: RefSeq, a predicted model, not a curated record